AACUAUCCUAAUAAAUACAUAUCGCCAUAGUGCACAUUUAACACAAGAACACUAUAUUUUCCCCCGAUAUACUUUUCUUUUAGGAGCAAGAAAUCAACAACCGCGUCAUUUGACGACGCGGAAGUGCCGUGGCCGGAACAUAACAAGAUGGAGUCCCGUGCGCGAGGAGGCGACCAAGCAGAUCAAAUCCAGCAGACCAGCGCUCUCCUGCUGAAUGAUUUCAUCUACGACCGAAUCCAGCGUGAUGGAGACAGUCGCUCGGUGCUGAGCAGAGAACAACUUGGGAUUGAACGAGUGUGUGACCCACACUUAAAAGACAUCAGCAUGUGUCUGCGGAAGAUCGGAGAUGACCUGGAUGGAAAUAUCGACUUCAGAAGGUUGGUCAAUGAAUCCAAUAUCGUCCCGAAUAAAGAAACGUUCAUGAAAGUAGCGCUGGAGAUCUUCUCCGAUGGGAGAUUCAACUGGGGCAGAGUGGUCACCCUGUUCUACUUCACCUUCCGGCUAGUCGUGAAAGCUAUUACAAGUAAUGUCCCUGACAUCAUCAAGCAAAUUAUUGGCUGGACCUUGGACUACCUCACGAAUUACGUUCUGGACUGGAUCAGGGAGCAAGGCGGCUGGGAGGGCGUGCGUGCGUACUUCGGAACACCCACCUGGCAAAUGGCCAUGGUUUUUGGAGCUGGUGUUUUAACGGCUUUAGUCGUCGUCCAUACGUUAAAAGCCACAUGAGUGAGAUGGGCAAAGCAUGAAGUGGAAGCAAGCAGUGACCCGAAGGAGAACAGUCGACGCUACUCAUAGAUUCAGCUUGUAAAAAAAAGGACAACCAUCUCCGCCUUCCCAGUGAAUUUCAAGGUAUUGCCGGCUGUCAGUUGCACUACGUGUCUACAUGGCCACUCAGGUGACAAUACCGAUGUAAAGUUCUUCUCAUUCGGUUCACUCUAGAAUUCAUGCAUUUAAAUCAUUUGUUUUGCGCUUUACUAGGACUGAACACGUGGAAAAUUCUCAACAUCAUUUUCAUUGCUUUUUUUUUGGUUCAUAUAAUUACCUGACAUUAUAGAAGCUUUCAAGCAGUUACAUUUUGGAUAUGAGGAGAUAUUUUCGCAAUAGUUAUUUGGUACGGACCAGAUGGUAUUCUGACUGACUCUGAACAAUUUAAAGUGAUAUUUAAAAUAUAAGGCAUGAUUUCAUGAUUUCUUGCAAGAGAGCAGGUUUUUUUGCACUCAAAUAAGAUGCUGUUGUUUACAGAACGAGUGCCACAGCAGAAUCUUCUACCAAAGCAAUAAUUGUGAAACCCUGUAUUAUAUGUUCAUAAACCUUUGGCGUUUUGUUUCUUGACCCAGGAUGAAAAUGCCUGUAGCCGUUCGGUUUCUUGCUCGGUCGCGGAAUCUUACCUCACAUUACUUCAUGUAAUACUGUAUAUUUUCUUGCUUCACAUAGUCCGAUCUCACCGAAUUCUUAAAAAUGGUUUUGUUUUGUAAUCGUUCCUCGUCUGUCAGUGCCUUGGUUUCUGUUUCUAAAAAUGUAAAUAAACUUUCCACCUUUUUUUACAUUUGUACGGCAAGUUGUAGUUCAAAUUUUGUGCAACUUGUGGCUUGUAAUAUAUAAAAAUAAAAUAAUAAAAAAGUGUU
Synchiropus splendidus (mandarinfish) is the source of this 1625-nucleotide messenger RNA. Its product is annotated as apoptosis regulator BAX-like. The record is from RefSeq and is a predicted model, not a curated record. Gene Ontology annotation, cellular component: mitochondrial outer membrane. Gene Ontology annotation, biological process: mitochondrial fusion; intrinsic apoptotic signaling pathway in response to DNA damage; positive regulation of apoptotic process. The coding region runs from base 148 to 726 and encodes 192 amino acids. The transcript has 6 exons. Gene Ontology annotation, molecular function: protein heterodimerization activity; channel activity; protein homodimerization activity. Lineage: Eukaryota; Metazoa; Chordata; Actinopteri; Syngnathiformes; Callionymidae.